Alexandromys fortis (reed vole) is the source of this 10737-nucleotide messenger RNA. RefSeq names its product mitogen-activated protein kinase kinase kinase 9 (gene Map3k9). Gene Ontology annotation, cellular component: cytoplasm. Gene Ontology annotation, biological process: signal transduction; protein phosphorylation. Gene Ontology annotation, molecular function: protein binding; ATP binding; MAP kinase kinase kinase activity. Lineage: Eukaryota; Metazoa; Chordata; Mammalia; Rodentia; Cricetidae. The record is from RefSeq and is a predicted model, not a curated record.
GCACAAGCAGGUGGGAGCCGCGGAGGGGCGAGGCCGCCCGCGCGGGCGCCAGGCGGCGGGCACUGCGCCGCUCCCCUGUCCGCGGUGCGCGCUCGCGGGUGCACACCGGGCGUCCGCGGCUCUCGCGCACCCCGCCUGCCCGGGCCCUACCUGCGGCGGCCGUCGGGGGCGCGGAGCCCCCAGCGCUGCCGAGCCGCAUGAACAAUAGGCGGCGGCGGCUCCUGCGGGCGGCCGCCCCGCACCCUAUGGACCGGCCGCUCUAUGGAGUCCUCCAGAUCGCUUCUCGGCUGCCUGGCGAGCGCCGCUGCUGCCCCGCCGGGGGAGGAUGCCACGGGCACCGGAGCCGAGGAGGAGGAGGACGAGGAGGAGGCGGCGGCCGCCGAGCUGGGCUCCCACGCCGCGCGCCCUACUGGACGGCUGUAUUCGAGUACGAGGCGGCGGGCGAGGACGAGCUGACCCUGCGGCUAGGCGAUGUGGUAGAGGUGCUGUCCAAGGACUCGCAGGUGUCCGGCGACGAGGGCUGGUGGACCGGACAGCUGAACCAGCGGGUGGGCAUCUUCCCCAGCAACUACGUGACCCCGCGCAGCGCCUUCUCCAGCCGCUGCCAGCCCGGCGCCGAGGACCCCAGUUGCUACCCGCCCAUUCAGCUGUUAGAGAUUGAUUUUGCGGAGCUAACCCUGGAGGAGAUCAUCGGCAUUGGGGGCUUUGGGAAAGUUUACCGCGCUUUCUGGGUAGGCGACGAGGUCGCUGUGAAAGCAGCUCGCCAUGACCCCGAUGAGGACAUCAGCCAGACCAUAGAGAAUGUUCGCCAAGAGGCCAAGCUCUUUGCCAUGCUGAAGCACCCGAACAUCAUCGCCCUCAGAGGGGUGUGCUUGAAGGAACCCAACCUCUGCUUGGUCAUGGAGUUUGCUCGUGGAGGGCCUUUGAACAGAGUGCUGUCUGGGAAGAGGAUUCCCCCAGAUAUCCUGGUGAACUGGGCUGUACAGAUUGCUAGAGGGAUGAACUACCUGCACGAUGAGGCAAUUGUCCCCAUCAUCCACCGAGACCUUAAGUCCAGCAACAUUCUGAUCCUGCAGAAAGUGGAGAAUGGAGAUCUGAGUAACAAGAUUCUGAAGAUCACUGACUUCGGGCUGGCUCGGGAAUGGCACCGGACCACCAAGAUGAGCGCGGCAGGGACGUACGCUUGGAUGGCACCCGAGGUCAUCCGUGCUUCCAUGUUUUCCAAAGGCAGUGACGUGUGGAGCUAUGGAGUGCUGCUUUGGGAACUGCUGACUGGCGAGGUGCCCUUUCGAGGCAUUGAUGGCUUAGCAGUGGCCUAUGGAGUGGCCAUGAAUAAACUCGCCCUUCCUAUCCCUUCUACAUGUCCAGAACCCUUUGCCAAACUCAUGGAAGACUGCUGGAAUCCUGACCCCCACUCACGUCCAUCUUUCACCAGUAUCCUGGACCAGCUCACGACCAUAGAAGAGUCUGGUUUCUUCGAGAUGCCCAAGGACUCCUUCCACUGCCUGCAGGAUGACUGGAAACAGGAGAUUCAGGAAAUGUUUGACCAACUCAGGGCCAAAGAAAAGGAGCUCCGUACCUGGGAGGAGGAGCUGACCCGGGCUGCGCUCCAGCAGAAGAACCAGGAGGAGCUGCUGCGACGCAGGGAGCAGGAGCUGGCUGAGCGGGAGAUUGACAUCCUGGAACGAGAGCUCAACAUCAUCAUCCACCAGCUGUGCCAGGAGAAGCCCCGGGUGAAGAAACGCAAGGGCAAGUUCAGGAAGAGCCGACUGAAGCUCAAGGAUGGAAACCGCAUCAGCCUCCCCUCCGAUUUCCAGCACAAGUUCACGGUGCAAGCCUCCCCAACCAUGGAUAAAAGGAAGAGUCUCCUCAGCAGCCGAUCGAGCCCUCCUGCUAGCCCCACCAUCAUCCCUCGCCUUCGAGCCAUCCAGUUGACACCAGGUGAAAGCAGUAAAACCUGGGGCCGGAGCUCAGUUGUCCCAAAAGAGGAAGGGGAUGAGGAGGACAAGAGGCUCCCAAAGAAGAAGGGCCGGACAUGGGGACCAGGAACACUUGGGCAGAAAGAGCUCACCUCAGGAGAUGAAGGCCUCAAGUCCCUGGUAGAUGGAUACAAACAGUGGUCAUCCAGUGCCCCCAACUUGGGGAAGGGCCCAAGGAAUAGCCCUGCUCUACCUGGGUUCACCAGUCUUAUGGAAAUAGAGGAUGAAGAUGGUGAAGGCCCGGGAAAUGGAGAGCGUCAUCUCCAGCAUUCGCCCAACCAGUCCUACCUCUGUAUCCCAUUUCCUCGUGGAGAGGAUGGGGAUGGUCCUUCCAGUGAUGGAGUUCAUGAGGAGCUCACCCCAGUCAACUCAGCCACCAGUACCCCUCAGCUGACGCCAACCAACAGCCUCAAACGCAGUGGGACCCACCACCGGCGCUGUGAGGUGGCUCUGCUUGGCUGUGGAGCUGUUCUGGCAGCCACAGGCCUAGGGUUUGACUUGUUGGAAGCUGGCAAGUGCCAAUUGCUUCCCCCAGAGGAGCCUGAGCCACCAGUCCGAGAAGAGAAGAAAAAGCGCGAGGGUCUUUUCCAAAGGGCCAGCCGCCCUCGUCGGAGUACCAGCCCCCCUUCCCGAAAGCUCUUCAAGAAGGAGGAGCCAAUGAUGUUGCUAGGAGACCCGUCCGCCUCCUUGACACUGCUCUCUCUCUCCUCCAUCUCCGAAUGCAACUCUACCCGCUCCUUGCUGCGCUCUGAUAGUGAUGAGAUCGUUGUGUAUGAAAUGCCAGUCAGUCCAGUUGAAGCUCCACCCCUCACCUCGUGCACACACAACCCUCUCGUUAAUGUCCGAGUGGAGCGCUUCAAGCGAGACCCUAAUCAGUCCCUGACUCCCACCCAUGUCACCCUCACAGCCCCUACACAGUCAAGUGGUCACAGGCGGACUCCUUCUGAUGGGGCGCUUAAGCCAACAGGAGCCCCCCCAGCACUAGCGAGCCGGAGCCCCUCCAGCAAUGGAAUGAGCCCCAGUCCUGGGACAGGAAUGUUGAAAACUCCCAGUCCCAGCCGAGACCCAGGUGAAUUCCCCCGUCUCCCUGACCCCAAUGUGGUCUUCCCCCCAACUCCAAGGCGCUGGAACACACAAGGGGACUCCACCUUAGAGAGACCCAAGACCCUGGAGUUUCUGCCUCGGCCACGUCCUUCUGCCAACCGGCAGCGGCUGGACCCUUGGUGGUUUGUGUCCCCCAGCCAUGCCCGCAGCGCCUCCCCAGCCAACAGCUCCAGCACGGAGACGCCCAGCAACCUGGACUCCUGCUUUGCCAGCAGCAGCAGCACCGUAGAAGAGCGGCCUGGACUCCCAGCUCUGCUCCCUCUACAAGCAGGGCCACUGCCCCCCGCUGAGCGGACGCUUCUGGACCUGGAUGCAGAGGGGCAGAGCCAGGAUAGCACGGUGCCCCUGUGCAGAGCAGAACUGAACACGCAUGGGCCUUCCCCCUAUGAGAUCCAGCAGGAGUUCUGGUCUUAGUGUCAGAAGGGUCAGGGUGGGCAAGGGGGACGCCCGAGGAGAUGGAGGGAGCUGGCUGGCACAGCCCUGUCUCGGUUAGGCCCCCUGGGAUCCAGACCUCCUCCUUGCACUGAGAAUGCACUUUGAAGAUGGAAGGGAUGGAGACAGGGCCAGCCACUGCAGAGGGUCUCCUGCCCUGCAGGAUCUUUUCCCCAUGUGCACUGGAGGGGCUGUGUCAGCUCUGGCUGUGCAGGAGAGGGAGGGCUUGUCCCCACCCUCCAGUCUUCCUCAUCUUGAGGGUGACACUGCAGUCAUCAGCCACAUCUGUCCACUGCCUCUUCUCCUCAGCCAGAGCUGUCCUGUAGCCCCUAUGUCAGCCGUGAGUUCUACUGUCCACACACUGGUACUGAUGCGCUAUGAUUGGUUCAUUUGGCUUGUCUUCCGCUCUUCCCAUGACUCGGUGUCUCCUUUGGUAUCGAGUGUCUUGUGUCCUAAGUCCUUUUGUGCCAGCUGACGGGAACAAGUUGGCCUUGUGAGGGCCAGAGGGCUUGACAGACCUGGAACUGCCUACCUGUGCAAAUCUCUGAGAGCUGAGGAGGCAGUCAGGGGAAGCAGCCAGGGUGGGUAGAAAGGUGCUCGAAUCACUCCUUGGUUUGGGUUGGGUUUGGGUUUUAGAAACAAAGGCAGAAAUCAACGCUUAUUGAAUGGCUCUGUCUACCCCCUGGGUUCAGGCCAUGGCUACACCAGGUUUGAAUAUAAGCAUAUUCAUCUCAGGAACAGCUCUUUGGGAGACGCACUCACUGAUGCCAGGUCUGAGGUCAGACACAGUGCCUACGUGUACCUGUCUAGUUGAGACUCUGUUCUUUCCUCUAGUUCCGGAAUCAGUGGCCUUUAGGUCAUAGGUGAUUCACAGACACAGCUGAAGUGUGUCAGGAAAACAUAUGGGGGUGUGUCCUGGACCUUGGGAUGUGGAACUGUGGGGAUUUCUUCAUUGGACUUGUGCGUUUUGUGAUGCCCUUGAAGUGAACGGGAUCCCUUAGUAAUAACCUUUGGGUGUUUGGAGGCAGUAGCAUGAUACAGUUCUUCAGGCCCUCAGUGGUCCAUUGGUGGGCACCUGAUUGAGGCCACCUUUGUCUUAGCACAGACAGCCCUUGUGCUGGGCCUGCACUGUGAGCUAGACAGCAGAGACCAGCCGGAUGAGGCUAGUGCUGACUUGUUUAGUAUUUGUUUCUUGAACUUGAAUACUAAGCUUCAUCUAAAGAUUUCUCAUGUAUUUCCUUCACUGUCCACUUCCUCUGAGCCCCCUGUGUUGUAUGUGCACUGUGGCCUUUAGGUGACAGUAACAGCCAGUCCCCAGUGGUGUUGGAGUCUGUCUUUGCUGCCUAGAUGCCCAGAAGGAUUAGGUGCACAUGGGACAGGUGGCAGAUUUUAUCACUGCUCUUCUCUGUAACUGAUAGAAAUCCUGCCCUGGGGAGCACCUAAGAGAGGACAUUGGUUUCCACAAGUUCUUUAUGAGCCCUUUUGCCCUUUGUCCUGACCCUGCAGCCCCCUAGUCUCCAACAAGGAAGCGGUGCUGGCGGUGUCAGCCAGUGUUUUGCUGAGUAUCUCCUCUUUCCUCUUGGUUCCGUGAAAUGAGAAUGUAAGCGCUUCCCCUUUCCCCUGUGCUCUGACUCCUCAGCUAGGAGAGGAGAGCUUGUGAACCCUCUCAGUAGUGCCACCCAACCCGGUGAUGAUGCUUCGUUCUUGAGGACUAGAUAGUCUGUUGUGUGCCCUUCCCUGGAUCUUUCAAAACCCCUAUUCCUAAGCUACAAAUACAUCUACCCAUCUUGGACGCACUAAGGCUUUGAGGCAGACUGCAGCUGACUCCAGCCCAUGCUCCAGCCCCAGGCAGGGUUUUUUUCCUGUCCGUGUUUGAUUGUGGCCAGCUUUCUGGGAAAGACAUAGUGUUACAGAUGCAGCGUAUUCCGCAUCACAAUGACCUGCCAUUGAGUGGCAGGUGGACUCUAGUUCUUACUUGUCCACCCAGCAUUCAGACAGAAGAAGGCCUUACUAAAGAAAUGAUUGUACCUGAGAGACGAGAAGGCGGGGUUGGGAGUAUGCAUUAGAUGUGUGCGUGGUGAGGGUGAUUUCCUCUUCAGCUCCGUGCGAGCCUAGAGAUGGGAUGCACGUUAAGGAAGUUUAUGUGACUUAGGUUCCCUCCAUCUGUGGUCAUGGUUAGGAACAGGCCUGGUAGCUGUGAAUAAACCCACUUGAGUGACAUUAGCCAGCUUCUCCCUUUUCUUUCACCACCCUUUCCUCAAAGACUUGCCUUCUACUUAGAGCAGAAUCAUUAUCUUGGGGCUGCUAACAGCAUCAGGGACUGUUCUUUGCUGUGUCUCCUCCUCAGGUCUUCACUUUCCAGAGCUUACCCUUGGGGAAUCUGUAUGGCUAAGAACUGAGUAGAUGCCUGCGUUACCCUUACAGCUAUUUCUAGGAAGCGUAGUGGAUGCUCCUGACAUCCUGUGAUUGGGUAGGCAUCGUAGUAACAAUAGCCUGCCUUUGGACAGCUCAGAACAGGGCUAGCUUUUUCUUCUGACAUUUACAGAAUGACAUCGUUUUCCUUCACAUUCGAAACAUUUGUCUCAAAAACACAGACAGACAGACUCUGAAUGAUUGAGUCUGGCCCCCCCAGGCUCUGAGACAACACAAGUUGGCCCUACUCCCCUGUUCUGCUUUUCUUGCAUGACUUCAGUCCAGUGUCUUGACCCCUGUCAGGUUUCCUUGUAAAACCCUUCACCAUAUCCUUCCCUUGUGAGGGUGUGAUAUGCUGUGGCUCCCUGCCAAUAGCUUCUUCCCUUGCCAGCUGAACGCUGAAGCCAGCAGUGUGGUUCUCACCACCUUCGCCUCAAGGCGUCUUCCCUUAGCUUUAGCCUUUGGCUUCUGGAAGAAGAGUGAUUUGGGGUUGGCUUAACACGGCAUAUGCUCUUCCACCAGAUUAUGUAGCCCAGGUGACAAUAGCAUCAUUUAUUUUCCAAUUCCCUCCUUCUCUUAACCUGGUCAUCUGGAUGUUCUUACCGUUUGUGUUUUAUUGAGGAGAUGGGAGUUUGGUGGCAGCUUGCUGUCUCUGCUUUUUUAGGCUCAUCCCUAGGGUCAGAUUUGAUAAGAGUCUGAAAUCAAACCAGAUCUGGAAGAACCUUUGGGAAAGUGGCUCCUAGUCCAUGGGACAUCAUGUGCCAAAGUAUGAUGCUCCUCACAAAGCCCCUUGACCCUCAGGCUGUUGCUCAGGGACACAGACAUUGCCAGCUGUGUAGACUUGCCCCUUUCUCCAAGCUUUUGCCUCCACCCCCCCCCCCACGUUGUAGACACUAAUUGCCCCAUGAGAAAGGCAUUCUUUUUUCUUUUUGUUUUUUUCUUUUGUUUUUAUUUUUGUUUGAGACAGGGUUUCUCUGUAGCUUUGUAGACUGUCCUGGAGCUCACUCUGUAGACCAGACUGGCCUUGGACUCACAGAGAUCCACCUGUCUCUGCCUCCUGAGUACUGGGAUUAAAGACGUGUGCCAUUACUGCCUGGCUGAGAAGGGUCAUUCUUACUUCAUGAAAUUCAUCUCUUCUGUUCUUUCCUCUGCUAUUCACCACCCCCAGAGCUGGGCCUCCCAUAUGCUAGGCAAAGACCAACCAAUAUCAAGCUUCCUUUUAGCAGAGAAAAAGAACAGUGGGCUCUGAAGCCUGGGUGGCUGUGGGUGGACACCUCAGGGUAUAAGUGUCCAUCUGUGGACAUGGAUGCAGAACCCUGACCAUUUGAUCAUGUGUUUAUUUGAUCAUGUGCCUUUGGAUUGGUUUGGGGGAAUGGCACGGUGUUACAGUUCAGAAGCACCCAUCUCAUUGCUUUUAGAAGACCUGGGAAGAGAGGCAGGUCCUACUUGUUGGUGAAGUACUGGACUUUGUCUUAAGGACUUGUCCAGACUAGAUUCAGGGGCAGAGGUAAGAGUGGCCCUCAGGGAGUUGGUGGCAAGAACCUGGCGUCUUAAGCUGUCCAUUUUUAAGUUGCAAAUUUGCCAAUAUGUGGCCCUCAGAAGCCCUCCUGUGAGCUGCGAGUGAUGCUCACUGUCGUAUUAAAAACCCUCCUAACUGUAAAAGCUAGGUUCAGCUAGUGAUGCAUCCUUGGAAAGCCAGCUACUCGAGACCGAGGCAGGACACUUGCUUCAGCCUCGGGUGUGAUGUCAGCCUGGGGCAGCACAGCAAGAGCCGGUCUCCUCAGUGUGUGGUGUCAGAGCACCAAGUCCAGCGUAGAUAGCUCCAUCAUGCAAGAUUGCUUUCCUUGGUAGAAAAAAGUGUGAAUGGACGUAUAAGUGGAGGUCAAAGGCCAACACUGGCCAUAUGGCUCAAUCAUGUAUGACUUGUCAUUGUCCUCGACUUGACCUGAGAAUGACUUCUUGUCAAGAUACAACUGUUGUUGGAAACAUUUCCCGGUGGCAAUAUAAUAUUUUCCUAGUUCACAAAUUAUAAUAAAAUCUGCACAUAAAAAGGGGAAACGCCCUUCUCCUUGGCCUCUUCCUGGCAUUGCUGCAUGGAGGUUCAGUAUCUCUGGUACUGAGUUGGAGGACAGAAUCCAGGAGCUGGAAUCUUGUUUGAUUGAGGCUAAUUAAUAUGGGUCUAACUAGUCUAACCCAGCCCCGGGCUCCUGCUUGGCUCUGCAGACCAGGUGAGUUUCUUUUACUUUUCAUUGCCUUCUCUGGCCAUUUCUACCCAGGCCUCCUUAAGCUCCUGGGAAGCCAUAGACUUUAGGAGACUGGGUUCUCUUGAGCUUUGCCCUGGGACUGACUGCUCCUUCCUGAUUUCUUACUGCCUUGGUCCCUUCGUUCCCUGGAGUCUUGUGUUGGAAAGAGAAGAUCCUGGGGGUUGAAUGAAGUUGUCUAAGUGGGAGGUCCACACUGCUCCGGUUUCCUUGCCCCUGAAUUCCCUUCUGAUUGCGCUCACAUUUGAUUGUCAGAUGUGGACAUGACAGCUAGGUGGUGUCUCCCGGUGGGAAAUCCCAAUACAAAUAGAGUGUUCAGAGACCAGCCUUUCCUCUGGGACAGGACAGAUGGAAGCCCUGAGAUGUGAAGACCCCAUGGGAGGGGUAUGGUGUUUCAAAAGUUCUGUGUUACCCUCAUUCCUGAACUCCUUCACACCUUGCUACCCGCACAGGCAGCCUUUAGGCUGAGCACUGGUCUCAUCAUGGAUGCUUUUUAUUAAUUUUGGCAUUUUAGAAAAUUCAGUUACAUUGAAGUAUGGUUUAGCCUUUGAUUAUUGAUUUUUUUUAAUUUUAUUUUUUAUAACAUGCCUUUGGGGUUUGUAUCUAAUACAAGUGCCUCACUCGCCUCCACCUGGGAUGGGCCCUGCCUGCCUCUCCUGGAUCUCCAGAUAGGAGUGUGGCAUUUGACGUAGGCUUUAUGUUUACUCUCAUUGCUACCCCACACAGCACGUUCUGAGUGCAGCCCGCCACCCCCGGGAGCACUUACUUGCAUUCAAAUACAAGAGUGAAGCCUUCAGUUCUCAACAUUGGCACUGUAGCUGGGGGUCUUUUCCUUCCUUCAUGUUCACUGGCUAUCUUUCAGGCUCUUGGAAGCCACGUUCUGGGUAUCUGUGUAUUCCAGGAGAGGGAAAGUGGUCACGGAGAGAGAAGCCUGUGAAUUCUUAACUUCAGCUUCUCUGGGAAUUCUAGAAGUGAAUAGACCUCAUUCAUCCAGGAUCUCAGAAGCGAGUGAAUGGGCGCUUUUCCGUCGUCAUUGCCUCUCCCCACCCCAUGUUAAUCUCUGCCCCUGCCCAGCCAGUCUUCUAAAUAAUUCCUUCACAGCCCCACCAGUGUCAGGUUCACGGCCAUUGUUCCCCUGCCCCGUCGGCAUUUCACUCGAGUCAUUUGCUCUACCUCCACUGAAGGCCAUGUCUGCUAUGGCUUUUAUUUUUUUUAUUAUUAGUGUUAUUAUUAUUACUACUUCGGACAGGGUCUCAUGUAGCCCAGACAGGCUUCAAACUUGCUGCAUAGCCCGGGAUGACCUUGUACUUCUGAUAUUUCUGCCUCCACUUCCCAACUGCUGAUAGGACAGGCAUAUGCCUUUGUUUUCUUCUUUACUGUCAGAGACAUGGAUUUAUCCUGGCCGGAUCUGGAGUUGAAUGGCAAAUCUUAAGAAAGCACUAAAUCUUCCACGCAGGAGGCUCUGGACACAUGCACAGACGUUUGUGUCUUCUUGCAGUGUGCCCCGCAGUCGGAUGUGUGAACAGACACAUCCUGGAGUCACAGAGCUGGGAAGCAAGUUGCUGAUCUGCUCUGUUUAAGACAGGAUUCUCGCCUGUGGUCACAUUUCUAGACCACUGUUGAAAAGCCUUGAGGUGAAAUUCGCCCAGCUUGGACCAGCGUAACUUCUGAAAUCACCUUCUUCCUAAGGAAUUGUGUCCCCUGGCUGACCUGUGAUCUCCCCAGAGCUCAGCAAACUUCGUUUUUUGCUGAUGGUGGCUCUUUCUUCCUUCACCUUUCUCUCAGUUCUGCGGGGAUUCUGAGCUCGCUGGGAUGUCCAGCUCGCCUCCCUCCCAGUACCACCUAAGGCUCGGUUUCUCUUUCCUGAUUCCUGUUCAUCGCUUCCCUGAUGUUGCUCCUCAUUGCAACUCCACUUUCCUUUGUUCCCAGAGCCUGCUCCAGCUCCUGUCCUCUAGGGAAGUGCUGCUGCUGCCCCUUUGUCACCUUGAGCCUUGCUAUCCAGAGAGGUGAACUCACUGACGUCCUGCUCCCCCUGCCCCCCAUUCUCCUUUGUCCACAGCCACAACUCCACAAACAGAGGUCUGAGACUCUGUUCAAAGUCUCGGGGGAGGCAUUGGUUGGGUCCUGGUUUUCUGAAAAAGCUUUCUCAGGGCUUUCUCCCCUUAGGGCCCUUAAGUCUAGAAAGGAAAGUGUAAGUUCUGUUUGUCUCGUCCUCCGGUAUCUUAACUACAAGUCUCCUGUGUCGGUCUUCCCCAUCUCUGUGUACCCAGAGUCCCUCCUUGAGCCCCCAUUUCCUUUGGAAUUUAAAUUAUUGUGUGUUGCCAGAAAUAUUUAAAGAUGGAAAUGUCCUGAAGGAAGCUUAUUAUCAGGUUCUUUCCUUUGGCUUUUUCUUUUCAUUUCUUUCGAGGUACUGUACAUUGCUGACGAGGGAUGCCAAGCAGGCUUGGUUCUGUGGCCAAGCUUCCCAGUGUAUCACAGUGUGAUGCUGAUCUUGGCCUGGUCCAACGCCAGGGCUCUCAGAGACUUGAAUAAAACUGUCAUAGUGGUUA